This is a messenger RNA of Schistosoma margrebowiei, 880 nucleotides long. The record is from the annotation of a GenBank genome assembly. Lineage: Eukaryota; Metazoa; Platyhelminthes; Trematoda; Strigeidida; Schistosomatidae.
AUGAAUAUCUUUAGACUGUUAGGGGAUAUUUCCCACCUUGCCGCACUCCUAAUAUUGUUAUUAAAGAUUUAUUCUUCUCGUUCGUGCAAGGGCCUCUCAGGAAAAACUCAAAUUAUGUUUGCGUUGGUGUUUACUGCCCGAUAUGUUGACUUGUUCGUAUACUACAUAUCUGCAUACAACACUAUAAUGAAGAUUACAUUUAUUGCGUUGUCUUACUUAACGGUUUACUUCAUUUAUGUUAAGUUCAAGGCAACUUUAGACACAAAUGAUCAUCUAUUUCGUCUUCCCUACUUUGUGAUCCCCAUUGGAGGCCUCGCAUGCCUUGUCAAUCACAAGUUUGAGUUUUUGGAGGUACUGUGGACAUUUUCUAUAUAUCUGGAAUCAGUUGCUAUUUUGCCUCAAUUAUUUAUGAUCAGUAGUACUGGUGAAGCGGAAACGAUAACUGCGCAUUAUUUAUUCGCAUUGGGAUCUUAUCGUGCUUUGUAUUUGGUCAAUUGGAUAUACCGAUAUUAUGUGGAAGAUGUUUAUGACUUGGUAGCUAUUGUAGCUGGAUGUGUCCAAACACUAUUAUACAUUGAUUUCUUCUACCUUUAUGUCACUAGAGUACUCAAAGGUCGCCAACUUAUUCUUCCAGUCUGAGAAAAAAGGGUGUGUUGUAAUUUUCGAUUAAUAUCUUGUUUAGCAAUAUUUCGUUUGUUUUCUUUCUUUUUUUUCGUUACAAUACUGGUUCAUUUGUCUUAGUGGUAAAUUUGUUGAAAACAUGUUCAAACCUCAAGUGCCCAGGUAAAUUCAUUCAUUACUGGUUCUAUUCAGUUAAUUUUCUUCUUGAACUGUCAACUUUGCUUUCCUUCUCUUAUCUAUAUGUGUUUUUCUAUCCCGU